CAGCUAUAAGUAUUAUAUUCAAGUUCUUGAACAUUCCCUCCUAGCUUCCUUGUGAUUCUUCUUUCAUAGAGAGAGAGAGAGAGAUCAUGGGAAAUUGCCAAGCCAUUGAUACUGCAACUCUAGUGAUACAGCAACCCAAUGGGAAAGAAGAGAAGUUGUAUUGGCCUGUGAGUGCUAGUGAAGUGAUGAAGACAAACCCUGGUCACUAUGUUGCUCUCCUCAUCUCCACCACAUUGUGCACAUCAAAGGACAGUGAAAACUGUCCUAAUAAGAAGAGUGACAGCAACACCACCAACCCAGUUCGCCUUACCCGCAUCAAACUUCUCAAGCCAACAGAUACCCUUGUGCUUGGCCAAGUAUAUAGACUCAUCUCAGCGCAAGAGGUUAUGAAGGGUCUGUUGGCUAAGAAACAAGCCAAGAUGAAGAGAAACGAGUCAGAAUCAGCACCAAAGAUAAAUCAGAAGAAGGAAAUGAUGGACAAACCAGCAAGGAGGUCUGAGCCUGAGGAAAACCAGGAAGCCAAAAAUGAAAGACAUGGGUCAAGGACAACAGCAUCAACUACUAAUGCUGCUAUCACAACAGCUAAGUCAAGAACAUGGCAACCCUCAUUAAAAAGCAUCUCUGAAGCAACAAGCUGAUCUGUGGUUUCAAUGUUAUUCACAUGUGACCUGAGAGGACAGAGAAGCAGCACCCUAACCUCCAAAUCCCUCUCCAUGAUUGCUUAGAUCUGUGGAAAAAUUAAAUAUAGUACAUUAAUUCAGGAAAAUCAGAACCAAGUGAGAGAUGAUGAUAAAAUUCCCUUAAGUUGAGCAUCUGGGUUCAUGCUUAAUAAUUGUGUAUAGUAAAGGUUGACAUUUUGGACAUCAAUUAAUGUAUUUCAGAUAUUGCCGUCCAGUGAAAUCAGGCUUCAUCAUUACAACUUCA
Messenger RNA from Lotus japonicus, 924 nucleotides. RefSeq lists its product as uncharacterized. Lineage: Eukaryota; Viridiplantae; Streptophyta; Magnoliopsida; Fabales; Fabaceae. The record is from RefSeq and is a predicted model, not a curated record. Bases 87 to 638 code for a protein of 183 amino acids. The transcript has 3 exons.